Messenger RNA from Photinus pyralis (common eastern firefly), 1852 nucleotides. RefSeq names its product serine/threonine-protein phosphatase 2A catalytic subunit alpha isoform. Gene Ontology annotation, cellular component: cytosol. The record is from RefSeq and is a predicted model, not a curated record. Gene Ontology annotation, biological process: mitotic cell cycle; peptidyl-serine dephosphorylation. Lineage: Eukaryota; Metazoa; Arthropoda; Insecta; Coleoptera; Lampyridae. The coding region runs from base 171 to 1100 and encodes 309 amino acids. Gene Ontology annotation, molecular function: protein serine/threonine phosphatase activity. The transcript has 4 exons.
UGACGUCAAAAUUGUUCGCAGCCAUUUUGAUUAAUAGUGUUGUUUUGUGUGUAGCGGAGCAAUUUUGGACGAAAUGUUUUAGUAUUAAUAACAUUAGAACAAAUAAAUUAGCACAAAUACGCUAUUAGUAUUUAUUUCAAAUUAUAUUUUGUGUUUGUUAGCUGAAUAAAAUGGAUGAGAAAGCGGCGUGUAAAGAAUUAGAUCAGUGGAUUGAACAACUAAACGAAUGUAAGCAACUAACAGAGAGCCAAGUAAAAACUUUAUGUGAUAAGGCGAAAGAAAUUCUAGCGAAGGAAUCAAAUGUACAAGAAGUCAAAUGUCCGGUGACGGUAUGCGGCGACGUCCACGGCCAGUUUCACGAUCUCAUGGAGCUGUUUCGGAUAGGCGGCCGAAGUCCCGACACCAAUUAUUUAUUUAUGGGCGACUACGUCGAUCGCGGCUACUACUCCGUUGAAACUGUUACGUUACUAGUGGCGCUUAAAGUUAGGUACAAGGAAAGGAUUACGAUAUUACGAGGCAAUCACGAGUCCAGACAGAUUACGCAAGUUUACGGGUUUUACGACGAGUGCCUGCGGAAGUACGGCAACGCGAACGUGUGGAAGUUUUUUACCGACUUAUUCGAUUAUUUGCCGCUUACCGCCCUCGUCGACGGACAAAUUUUCUGUUUGCACGGCGGGCUGAGUCCGAGCAUCGACACUUUAGAUCACAUACGAGCUUUAGACCGUUUGCAAGAGGUACCUCAUGAAGGUCCGAUGUGCGAUCUACUCUGGUCCGAUCCCGAUGAUCGCGGAGGAUGGGGUAUUUCGCCCCGCGGCGCCGGAUACACGUUCGGGCAGGAUAUAUCGGAAACGUUUAAUCAUUCGAACGGUCUGACGUUAGUGUCGAGAGCGCAUCAGCUGGUGAUGGAAGGUUAUAAUUGGUGUCACGAUCGCAACGUCGUGACUAUAUUCAGUGCUCCCAAUUACUGUUAUCGAUGUGGUAAUCAAGCUGCUAUAAUGGAACUAGAUGAUGCCCUUAAGUAUUCAUUUUUACAAUUUGAUCCAGCGCCUCGUCGUGGAGAACCGCACGUAACACGCAGAACGCCCGAUUAUUUUCUGUAAGGUUUAUAUUGCAAUAUCAUCAAUGCUUAGGUAUUACUACUACUACUAUUGUACUGUUUGUGUUGAGACAUCUCUUGUAGUGUGAAAAAUAAAACAAUUUAAUGUGUCUGUUGCUCUAAUAUUUCGUUUAAAACAAAGCUCUGGUUUUAAAUUAAAUCUUAGAGGUGUUUUUUACAUGGUGCAGUCGAGACUAUAAGAGAUCUAACGGUUUCCCAGUGCGAUCAAAUUAUAUACAUAAAAAGGAAGUAGAUAUAAAUGUACACUAGCUCUAAUUUGAUGUUCAAAAUAAGUUUUGUUGUAUCUCCUGGACGAUUAAGUACGCCGUCACGUUUCCGGGGCGAGGGGGGAUGGGUUUAUUGUUGAUCAAAUGUACGCGAGGUGUUGGCACGCAUUAGAAUAACUAUGUUAAUUAAAUUUGUUCGUCUUAUUACAUGCGUUCGAAUACUUUGUAAAACCACUGUAAAUUAUUGUGGGGGGGAUGAACAACAAAAUUUAUAGAUUAAGUACGUAACUAUAUUAUAUAAUCUGUGUAUCUCUAGUAUUAAUUGUCGAACAUUGGCAUUUUUUUGUGUUUUGUGUUGGAAGGUGCCAAUGUUCGGAGUCGCCAUUGCUAUCUUUCUACGCUACGUGUGUAAUAUACCGCUGCUCCUCAGUCUACUGUUUGUCUGCGUGUAAACUACGUCCUUAUUCCAAAUUAUUUUCAUUUUUUAAGACUGCUCUUUUAUUUCUGUCAUAAUAAAAAUCUAACUAAA